AUGAUCCUCUACGACAUCCCCGACAUCCGCCUGUUCUGGAGCGAGGACGAGCGCUUCCUGGGGCAGUUCCGCGUGGGGGACAUCGAGCAGAGCGUGCGCUUCCAGCCUCUCAGCAAGUACCCUGCUGUGAUGAACGACAUCUCCUUCUGGCUACCUCCUGAGAAUUACACCGAGAACGAUUUCUACGACUUGGUCCGAACGAUUGGAGGAGAUUUGGUGGAAAAGGUCGAUCUCAUAGACAAGUUUGAACAUCCAAAGACACACAGGACCAGCCACUGCUACCGCAUCACCUACCGCCACAUGGAGCGCACCCUGUCCCAGAGAGAGGUUGGGCGCAUCCACCAGGCUGUGCAGGAGGCAGCCGUGCGGCUGCUGGGUGUGGAGGGCAGGUUUUGACGUCCCUGCCUCCUCCAGCCCCGGUCCUCCCGGGGCUCCGGAUUUGCCGAAUGAAAGAGAAAAAGAUAUUGUUUAUGGAUGGAGGCAUCAGUCGUCUUGUGAUAAAUGGGUCAGUUUUAGGACUUUCAGAAAAUAAAGAAUUGCUCUUGAGAAACUGUU
Molecule: messenger RNA, 555 nt
Organism: Vicugna pacos (alpaca)
Lineage: Eukaryota; Metazoa; Chordata; Mammalia; Artiodactyla; Camelidae
Gene: FARS2
Product: phenylalanyl-tRNA synthetase 2, mitochondrial
Biological process (GO): phenylalanyl-tRNA aminoacylation
Cellular component (GO): cytoplasm; mitochondrion
Molecular function (GO): phenylalanine-tRNA ligase activity; ATP binding; tRNA binding
Source: RefSeq, a predicted model, not a curated record